AUGUCAAAGAAGCUUACCACGUAUUAUGCAGUAAAUGUGCAUCAGGUAAAAAUUGGUAUUAAAAGUGAUAAAGAAUUGUUAAGGGAACAACAAGAACAUGAAAAAUUUUUAUCAAAAUUGUCAGAACGUCAGAAGAGAUCUUAUUUACGAAAAUUAGAACGUGGCGAAACAUUCUCAUUACAAAAUAUACAAAUUGACAAAGAAAACGAUAACAGUGAUGGUGAUGAUAAUUUUAGUCAUAUGUAA
Messenger RNA from Entrophospora sp. SA101, 246 nucleotides. The record is from the annotation of a GenBank genome assembly. Lineage: Eukaryota; Fungi; Glomeromycota; Glomeromycetes; Entrophosporales; Entrophosporaceae.